AUCAGUGAUAAUCAUGUCCAGAGACGAACAUGAACACGAACAAGAAGAACGUAAUCCUACAACACGUUUACCAUCACCCAUUCGGAAAUCGGUGUCAAAAUAUGUUAAAUGUGGAUUAUCACAAACAUCAUUAGUUCAAAUAUGA
This is a messenger RNA of Didymodactylos carnosus, 145 nucleotides long. The record is from the annotation of a GenBank genome assembly. Lineage: Eukaryota; Metazoa; Rotifera; Eurotatoria; Philodinida; Philodinidae.